CUUUGGACGAUUACACACUGCGCCCGUGCUCCAGGGACAGCAGCGUCAAGCUUUCGAAACUUUUGGAAAAGCAGGGAUACAAAUCUCAGUAACCGGCUUCGAGGCACUGGACCAGCGAACAGAGCACCAGAGAUCGGGAAAUCUGUAAGAAUCUGAUUGCGGUUCAGAAAAAAAGAUUUUCUUUUCUUUUCAGGUUAAUACCUAAUAUGAUGUACAUAAGGAACACCUUCAGCCUAGGAGUCUGAAACUCCAUAAAAAGACUAUGUCCUCAAAGCCGAUUGUCUAAUAAAACACAUGUUAUUUUAAAAUAAGCAAUUGAUAGCUGUGGAUGAUGCCCAGUAGCCAAAGGAUGCAAACACAAUAAAUGAAGGACUGCAGAGAGCAGCUCGAUAACAGAGGCUGCAGAUGGAUGUGUACAUGCUAAGUCGCUGAGUAAUGUUUAUCCUGGUGAUGAAGACUGUCACUUUCGUUGCUCCUCCUUAUCAAGAGGCUGCAAUUAGAUGAUGAUGGAUAUGACGGUCACUACAAAAUGCGCUGAAGCUAUCAAACUGUGCCCAACACCAUUACUUCCUGUCCUUGAUACCACUUCUGUGCCAUUACCAAACAGUGGCUUUCAGAUGGCCCCACCAGUUCCCCCACCUCCACCACCCCCACCCCCACCACUACCGCUCUUGGAAUCAACGUCUCCCUGUCUUCUUCACAAGUCCAAACUGAAAAAAGUGAACUGGAUCCCCAUUCCGAAGGAGAGGAUUUUAGGAAAAAAUAACAUCUGGACUGCAGAUAAAUAUGACGAUGACUUUCAGUUAGACACUUCAGUAAUGAAGGAGUUAUUUGAACAGGUGGUGAAUGUAUCAUUGGAGGAGAAGAACAUUCGAAGAAGUUUUAAAAGCAGCUGUCCAUACCGUACCAGUGAAAGGAUUUCUCUACUGGAUUCCAGAAGAAGCAUGAAUGUGGGGAUAUUUCUAAAACAGUUCAAAAGAUCUGCACAAGAGAUUGUAGAAGACAUUCGACAUGGAACAGCGAAAGGAUAUGGGUCUGAAGAAUUAACUAAGCUGCUCAAACUAUUGCCAGAAGCUGAAGAGGUGAAACGUCUGAAAAUGUUUCAAGGAGACCAUUGUAAACUGCCUGAGGCAGAUCUCUUCAUGUUGCUCCUGGUGAGAGUGCCAAGCUACUACCUUCGUUUGGAAAUUAUGAUCCUUAAGGAAGAAUUUGAGCCACAAGUAAAAUCGCUUCUGGCAUCUGUUUGUAUGUUGAUGGAAGCUGCAAAAGAACUGCAGAACUGUAAUGAAUUGCAUACUAUAUUGAGGUUGGUGUUGAAAGCUGGAAACUUCAUGAAUGCAGGAGGAUAUUCAGGAAAUGCUGCAGGAUUUCGUAUUGCAUCGUUAUUGAAACUCGCUGACAUCAAAGCAAAUAAACCUGGCAUGAACCUAAUGCACUUUGUGGCCAUGGAAGCAGGAAAAAAAGACAAAAACCUUCUCUCUUUCCCGGAUAAAUUGGAACACAUUGGUGCAGCUGCUAGAUUAUCUGAAGAUGGGUUGACAGAAGAGCUGAAUAAACUGGAGGAAAGACUUGAUUCUCUGCGGACAAAUUUGCAUGAAGAUCCGGAGCUUGAAGUUCAGAUGAUAUCAUUCCUACAGACUGCAAAGAAAGAACUGGAAGUGAUAUGGGAAAAAAUUGAAUUGUUCCAGAAGCUGAGAAAGUCUUUGGUAGAAUAUUUCUGUGAAGAUGAGAAGUUUAAGCUGGAGGAAUACUGCAUUGUUUUCAAAAGCUUCUGUGAAAAAUUCCUGAAGGCAAUUCAGGAGAAUACAGAUCGUGAAAUUGCAGAACUGAGAAGGCAACAGAAGGAGCAGAAAAAUACAGAAAAACGGCACUCUAUAGCUAUAUGUUCAUCAAUCGAGAAUGAACUGGGUCAGGAUGAACUGGAAAGGGCACUUAUCAGAAAUCUAAGACCUCAGAGUAUGAGACGAUUGGAAUGCAAGUCUUUCAAACAUGACACUUUCUCAGAUGCACAUAGCAUGAAAAAGCCAUACAGCUCUGGUGAAGUAACACAGGUAGAACGAGAACGUGACACAAAUAGCAUAGUUAAAGACUACAAUGAUAAAGAACUAGCAAAUCUCAUGAGAAAGGUGACUGAGAAAGUUCUGAAUCAACAGUUGGGACCCUGUGUGAAACAGCCAGUGAAUCCUGUUCCAAAGAAAAGUAUAACAAUUCUAAACCAGGAACCUGAGGCAAACCAAGCAACAAUCAAAACAGUGCAAGAACUUGAAGUAUCACAGCAAGCUCUUCGGCUCGAUAAGGAUUAUUCAAAGGUUAAUUGCAGAACUGUGUGCAGCACUACAACCAAAAGAUUAAAACCUAAUGACAAUUUGUUGACAAAGUCUAAUCCUAGUCACUGUUCAAAAUGGAAGAGAGAGUCCUUGGAGCGAAGUAGAGAAGAAAUCGCAGCUGGAAAAGGGAAACAAUCAAACCAGUCUUCACCCAAUGCUAGAAGGACUUGUGGUGGAGCAGAGACCAGUAUUAAUCAGAAGGUUCAUUCUGUGAAGGCAAGAGAACGGAAAGACACAGAGUUAAGUAAAGAUAACGGGGGAAGUUCAAUUACAAACAGAAAAGGCAAAGUGAGCAACCCUGAUGCCAAUAAGAUCUACCCAACAUUAACUCAAGGGCAGGUGGGAAUACCUCUGAGACAUAAAGGACAGGUAGCUGAAAAAUUCCCUGUCAGGCCAACUCUAACACAAAGGAACUUACAAGCACCAGUACAGAGGCAACUGGGCACAUCACCUCGAGGUAUAAAGCAAAUGAGUAGCAUCAAGAAGACAUAUCAGGUCUCUGAGAAGGUAGCUGUAAGAAAUGGGAGAAAAUCUAUCCAAAGUCCAAAGGAAAAGAGCACCUCUUCUCAAUCAACUUCCCCUAUAACCGGUUCCAGAACUGUCCAAAGCCAAUCAGAGACUGCAACUACAGCUAGCAUGAGUCCUCAUGCCAAACAAUCUAUGCUACUCAAGAAACCAAACUCUGAGAAAGUUAUUAUGGUAAAUCACCAAACAGAUUCUCUCUCACACAAAGGAGCAAUUCAACAGUGCAGACCUUUGAAAAAGAGUAGACAGCCAGUAUGGCGGUGAUGUGAGCCUAUUGAGACUUAGAUGGUAAUGCUGUAUCUUGCGGUCAAGUGAGUUUCUCUGAAUAAUACUCUUGUUAGAAUUUUCCUGUUAUUUAAUAAAAUUGUUGAGAUAUUUAUCAUACGGUUUGGUGCAAUGUUGCCUGUAACUGGAUAUAAUAAAAAAAUGGAAUGGCAAGUCAUAAAAAUGAUUUGUUUUUCAGAAAACAAAAAAAGGAAAGGCCUAUUUUAGAAACUGUGAACAAGCCAUUAAUUCAGUUCCUUUAACUUUGUACUGAAACAGGAUUGCAUAAAUAUUUUUCUGAUCUUAGAAUAACAGAUUGGAUGUUUUUAAAUGACUUGGCUAACUUCAGCUGGAAGGGAAAUCAUAUUGGGGUUGAGAGUGUGGAAGUGACUCUGACUGGCACGUCCUGUUUUGAUCCAAAUUUUUGAUUCCCAAGACUUAUUUCUUGGUCUGAAAGCUUUGCAUGUUCAUAAUUCCAAUUUUAAGCACAACAAAGCAAAAAUGGUUCCAGUAAGUGCUGGAUCAUCACACACAUUAAGCAUUUCAACUUUCAAUAAGAAAUUCCCUUCUAUCUCAUUUUUCUUGGUAAGAAUAUAAAUUUAAAUGUUGACAGAUGAACUUCAAGCAACAUUACGGAUGGACACAAAAAUGAUCAAACAUUCCCCAAUUCGCAUCAAUUCAUACAGAUCUUUAACUGUAGUCUCCAAAUAUUGUUGCUACAAUAUUCAGUUGCAAGCUACAACUACAAGCGGGCUACCACAAGACUGAAACGAAGGACAAUUUGGCUGUCAAGUCAAGACCAGCUUUAUGUAAGUGCCAGUUCACCCCACCCACCCUAUCUCCAUAGCCUUGCAAUUUCCUACUUUUCAGAUUCAGCUUUAAACAAGGGUCAUGGACCUGAAACAUUAGUUUUGUUUUCCUUUCCAUAUACUGUUUGACAUGCUGAACACUACCAAUGUUUCUGCUUCCAUUUUUGGUUUUCAGCAAUGGUAGUUAUUUUUAUUUUCCUUCUGAAUACUACAAUUGAAUCUUCCUCCUGUAGCACUUCUAACAUUGCAUACCAGGCAUGACUAUAUCUUUCAUCACAUUAAUUUUGAUUCUUCUGUAAUUAUCUUCAUUCAAUGACACCUGUUUCUUGAUGCUUUUCCGAAAGCAAACAAUUCCCCGCUGUCUAAUCCGGCUAUAAACUUCAUAACUCUCAAUGAACCCUACAAAACAUCCUAUACUCCAAGGCAAACCAUUCCAGCUUUCCCAGUCUAUUCACAUAUCUCACAUCCCACUUUUUAGUAAACCUCUUUAACACCUUCUAAAAAGCAUUAAAGUUUUCCAUAAUGUGUAACACCCAGAACUGGACAUAUUAUUCCAGUUGAGUCCAGUUAUGAUGGGACCAAUGCUUUAUAACAAUUCGCCAUUGCUUCCUUGCUCCUGUACUCUACACCCUUAUGUGUAUAUAUAGUCCAUGAUGUUGCAUUUAAUUUUAACCACUUUCUCAAAUUGCAUUUCCAUUUUCAGCAAAUUAUGUGGAGACUCUCCUGUACCCCUUUUAUAAUUAUGCUGUACAUUGCUCUUCCCAUACUUUCAACCAAAUUUAACAUUUUGUUUCCAAAGAAACAGGUGUCAUCAAACAAAGGUAAUUACAAAAGAAUCAUAAUUAUUGUGAGGAAAUAUUUCCUCAUGGAAGCAUUAAAUUUCAUCUGCCACCGUCUUACUCAUUCCAGCAUGCUGGGCAUAUUUCCAUCAAGUUUAUGGCAAUCCUCUCACAGUUCACAGUGCCGUGAAGUUGAACAUUAUCUGCAAAAAGUAGGAAAUAAGUACAUUACUGGAGAAAAUACUACAAAAAAUGAUCAAAUUAAGCCAAAUAUGAUAUUCAUAGAAUACUAUAUACUUUUUAGAAAUGAUAAAGCUUUUUUAUGUUUUCUAUGAAUUCAAUAAAUUAUCAUUGUUCAUUGCAAAGUUUGACACCAAUAGUAUCAAUUAAUAUAUUGCAUUUGUUCACUUUGUUUUAUAAAUUUGAAGAAUUUAAAGGAAUGUGGUCUUGAAAGUCUGUCAUGUAAUUGACCAUUUUAUGUGUUAUAUGGUGGACUUUUAUUGUUGUACUUGAUACACAUCAAAGUUUGUGAUUUCAGGUCCUCUUUGUAUACAACACACUAACAUUUAGAGAUGCCUGGAUAAAUAGAAUGAUGUCCAAUGUAUGUUAACAAAACUUAUUCAUAUAUGCAUGAACCAUGGACAGAUUGGGCAUCACGUAAAGAAACAGGUAUUCAUUAUGAAUAUGUAUACUACUUAAGCAAGAAUCUGCCUAACCUGGUCUUAGCCCCUGAAGUUGAAUGCCAGAAACCAGUUCCGGGAAGGAGCCUUUAUGUUAAAAGCUAACCUACUGUAGGAGUUCUCCAUCAACCCUAAUCUCAAUCAUAACUUCCCACACCCAUCAUAACUCAAACUGUCUUCGCUACCUGAUCAUGAAUUUCAUGUUACACAAUAUCAUCCCAAUUUAAGAUGCUGAUUUUCCUUCCCGUUUCAGUUGAUAUUCAACCCCAACCACUCCCUCCCCGAUCCAUACUGAUCGUCUGUCUGCUAUGUUCAACUGUAAAUGCUUCUGUAAGUUGGUGGAGCAAGCAGAGGAAAAGCUUUAGUGUACUUUAAACAUGCAAUGCCUAGCCUAUUUUAGCUUGGGCUUCGUACGUAACAGAAUUCCCACUGCCAGUUUCCAGUAAGAAAUGGUGCAUUGGCUUUUCAUGUACUCCAUGUUUUACAUACACUUCACAGCACAGGAGAAUUUCUAGUCCUGUGACCAUUGUUAUGCACUAUUGAAUUUAUAAAUAGAAAGUAAGAACAAAAUCCUGCUGAAAUUAAACAGAUAAUGUAUGCCCAAGCUAAUUAAAAUGCACCUUUCAAUCCUUCAGCAUCAGAAGAAGCUAUUUCAUAGGAAUACUAUAGGUCAGGUGGUGGAGAGAUGGUAGUGUUUGGAUGGGUGAAAGCCGGUUGUAGAUUAUCAGAUUUCUAACAAGGAAAUUUUGGACAACUAUACGA
Messenger RNA from Mobula hypostoma (lesser devil ray), 6146 nucleotides. RefSeq names its product FH2 domain containing 2 (gene fhdc2). NCBI's taxonomy places the organism in Eukaryota, Metazoa, Chordata, Chondrichthyes, Myliobatiformes, Myliobatidae. The transcript has 13 exons. Bases 501 to 3116 code for a protein of 871 amino acids. The record is from RefSeq and is a predicted model, not a curated record.